Anopheles darlingi is the source of this 866-nucleotide messenger RNA. Its product is annotated as GILT-like protein 1. NCBI's taxonomy places the organism in Eukaryota, Metazoa, Arthropoda, Insecta, Diptera, Culicidae. The transcript has 5 exons. Gene Ontology annotation, molecular function: oxidoreductase activity, acting on a sulfur group of donors, disulfide as acceptor. The record is from RefSeq and is a predicted model, not a curated record. The coding region runs from base 94 to 690 and encodes 198 amino acids.
GGCGCGCCAGUUCAAGCGACACCUUGAAACAGAACGGAUCGUACUCCGAUCGUGUCUUUCCACUAGAAACCCAAAUCAGACGAAUCAGUGACCAUGAAACAGUCGGUUUUGAGUGUCUUGCUAGUAGCAGCGCUGGCGGCGUGCGUUGGUCAGGCUCAGGCUCAGCUCACGGUGGACGUGUACUACGCUCACCUUUGCCCGGAUAGUGUACGUUGGGUGCAGAAUCAGCUGUUGACGCUGAACCCGACCCUGCUCAACAGCAUCACCCUGGAUUUCAUUCCCUUCGGAAAGGCCCAAAGCAUCAACAAUGGCGCGAGCUUCACGUGCCAGCAUGGACCGGCAGAAUGCGAGGGUAACCGAGUGCAGUCAUGCAUUCUCAACCUGCUACCGACCCAGCAAGCCAAGGUGAAUUAUGUCGGAUGCCAAAUGGACUUCGCUGCCGACCCACGUGGAUGGGAGUGUGCCUUCCGUUCGGGUGUUAAUCUAAACACUGCCGAGGCAUGCGUGGAAGGACAGCUUGGUACCCAGUUGCAGCUGGAAGCUGAACGCCGUACGCAUGCGAUCUCCCCUGCCUGGAUUCCAACGAUUGUAUUUAACGGAGUAUUCGACCAGACUCUGCAAGAUCGCGCCCAGGAUGGAUUCGCGAGCGUCAUCUGUGAAUUGACUGGAGUGACCGGCCCAGGUUGCUAGGCCAUCGAGUGUGACCAUAGUCAAUCGUUAGAAGUAAGGUGCUGACAAAUAGAAAAGCUAAACAGUUUUACGAUCGUGAUUUUAUGGACUUUUGAACCAGAGCAUCGAUGGGCUCUCAAAUGCAUUCAAUAAAAAAGAAGUGAAACGUAAUGAUUUUCAUGCUGGCUACUGGCCAC